This is a messenger RNA of Neogale vison (American mink), 1157 nucleotides long. It is a transcript of the gene KCNMB4, whose product is annotated as potassium calcium-activated channel subfamily M regulatory beta subunit 4. Gene Ontology annotation, molecular function: potassium channel regulator activity; calcium-activated potassium channel activity. The record is from RefSeq and is a predicted model, not a curated record. Gene Ontology annotation, cellular component: membrane; voltage-gated potassium channel complex. Gene Ontology annotation, biological process: detection of calcium ion; potassium ion transport. The transcript is spliced from 3 exons. Lineage: Eukaryota; Metazoa; Chordata; Mammalia; Carnivora; Mustelidae. The coding region runs from base 166 to 798 and encodes 210 amino acids.
CGUCGCCGGCCUCGGCCCCUUUGUUCUCGCGCGCUCCCCCUCGCCGCCCACUCCCCUGCUGUCGCGAGGCGGCGGCGGCGGCUCCUCCCGCCCGAGGCAGUCGGGCUCGGCGCCGGGGGCGGGAGGGGGCGGGGGGAGCGCGCCAGCCGCCCGGAGUGGGGGGCGAUGGCGAAGCUCCGGGUGGCUUACGAGUACACGGAAGCCGAGGACAAGAGCAUCCGGCUCGGCUUGUUUCUCAUCAUCUCCGGCGUCGUGUCGCUCUUUAUCUUCGGCUUCUGCUGGCUCAGUCCCGCGCUGCAGGAUCUGCAAGCCACGGCGGCCAACUGCACGGUGCUGUCGGUGCAGCAGAUCGGCGAGGUCUUCGAGUGCACCUUCACCUGUGGCGCCGACUGCAGGGGCACCUCGCAGUACCCCUGCGUCCAGGUCUACGUGAACAACUCGGAGUCCAACUCCAGAGCGCUGCUGCACAACGACGAGCACCAACUCCUGACCAACCCCAAGUGCUCCUAUAUUCCUCCCUGUAAGAGAGAAAAUCAGAAGAACUUGGAAAGCGUCAUGAAUUGGCAACAGUACUGGAAAGAUGAGAUUGGUUCCCAGCCAUUUACUUGCUAUUUUAAUCAAUUUCAAAGACCAGAUGAUGUGCUCCUGCAUCGCACGCAUGACGAGAUUGUCCUCCUGCAUUGCUUCCUCUGGCCCGUGGUGACAUUUGUGGUGGGUGUUCUCAUUGUGGUCCUGACCAUCUGCGCCAAGAGCCUGGCAGUGAAAGCAGAAGCCAUGAAGAAGCGCAAGUUCUCGUAGAGGGGAGAAGGUUCAUGGGAAGCAAAGCCCAGAAGCUGCACCCAUCGGCACACAUCUCCCUGCAGAGCCUGCUUCCUGGCGCAGGAGAUGGAAGGGGCUAUGCGAGGUCUCUGAGAGGCUCUAGCCUCGAUGGCAGCGGAAACAGGCACAGCUGGAAGACUCGGGACCGCAUAGAUUGUAUGCCAUGUGUCGUAGCGAUGGCUAAGGGGUCAAGCUCUUAACCUAAUGGAGUAGCCAUUUCAGAAAACUCUAUAAGAAGUUAAUUUUCUUUGGAAAGUAACAGUAUAUAAUUGUACAGUGUAGUAUACAAACCAUUAUGAUUUAUGCUGCCUAAAAAUAUUAAAAUAGAGUGGUCUGUG